CCCCUUCUCUGGCUCCUUUGGUUGCAUUCCUCUCUUUGUAUUUAAACAUCCGGGUUUCCCUACUGGCUGUGCUUUACUCUCCUCUCCUCACACAGAAGCCAUUUUGGACUCAGUUCAGUUUUUUGCAUGUGAAUUUCAGAGGUAGUGUCUCUCUGUCCAUUCACUGUUUUAGGGGUAAAAAGAAAACACGUUAACCAAGCGUGCAAAAGAAUGACAUUUCUGCAGGCACAGACGCUUUUAAACAACCAACGUUAGUAUUUGGAAAUGUUUGCUUCCUCGAUGGAUUUUUUUACAUUUUAAAGUUUAGUUUUUUUCCCCAGUGCAAUUUUGUUGCAUGGGGGCUAUACACACAAAAGCAAGGCAAACUCUUUCUCGGUACAGUGGACAUUGGGUGGGGGUAGGGUCAUUUGGCAAAUCACCUUUUUAAAUGUUCGAAAAGGAUACCAAUAAGCGUUUUAAAAGGAGAAAAUCUGGUGCCGUACUUGUCUCUUAAAUUCAAGGAAUAUGUUUGCGUCCUGGUUCACUUUUAUACUUCUUUGGGGGACUUUUUGUGCAGGGCCUGGUCGCGGGGAGGCGGAGACCAGAGAGUGUAUUUAUUACAAUGCCAACUGGGAUCUGGAGAAGACCAAUCGGAGUGGAGUGGAGCGCUGCGAGGGGGAGAAGGACAAGCGCCUCCACUGUUACGCUUCCUGGCGCAAUAACUCUGGCACCAUUGAGCUUGUGAAGAAAGGCUGCUGGCUGGAUGACUUCAACUGCUAUGACAGACAGGAGUGUGUGGCCACAGAGGAAAACCCCCAGGUAUUUUUUUGCUGCUGUGAGGGCAACUACUGCAAUGAGAAAUUUACCCACUUGCCUGAAGUUCUUGAACCACAAGUUUCCUUUGAGCCCCCUCCCCCCAUGCCCUCUCUGCUGAAUAUCCUGGUGUACUCCCUGCUUCCCAUCACCGGCCUCUCCAUGGCAGUGCUGCUGGCUUUCUGGAUGUACCGACAUCGCAAACCCCCGUAUGGGCACGUCGAUGUGAACGAGGAUCCUGGACUAGCCCCACCCUCGCCUCUGGUAGGCCUGAAGCCCCUGCAGUUACUGGAAAUUAAAGCUAGGGGGCGCUUUGGCUGUGUGUGGAAGGCUCAGCUAAUGCAUGAAUAUGUAGCAGUGAAGAUCUUCCCCAUUCAGGAUAAGCAGUCAUGGCAGAACGAGAGGGAUAUUUUCCUGACUCCUGGAAUGAAGCAUGAGAAUCUGCUCUACUACAUUGGAGCAGAAAAGAGGGGAGUGAACCUGGAGAUGGAGCUGUGGCUCAUCACAGAGUUUCACGAGAGGGGCUCCUUGACCGAUUACCUGAAGGGGAACGCGGUCAGCUGGAAUGAGUUGUGUCACAUUUCGGAGACGAUGGCCCGCGGGCUGGCCUAUCUGCAUGAGGAUGUGCCCCGACACAAGGGAGAGGGCCCCAAACCUGCCAUCGCCCACAGGGAUUUUAAGAGUAAGAAUGUGUUGCUGAAAACAGAUCUGACCGCCAUCAUAGCAGACUUUGGGCUGGCUGUUCGGUUUGAACCUGGGAAGCCACCAGGAGAUACACAUGGACAGGUGGGGACGAGGAGAUACAUGGCUCCAGAGGUGUUGGAGGGGGCAAUCAACUUCCAGAGGGAUGCCUUUCUCAGAAUAGACAUGUACGCCAUGGGGCUGGUUCUCUGGGAGCUGGUGGCACGAUGCACUGCCUCUGACGGCCCUGUAGAUGAGUACACGUUACCGUUUGAAGAGGAGAUUGGGCAGCACCCGUCCCUGGAGGACUUGCAGGAAGUAGUUGUCCACAAAAAGAUGAGGCCUGCUUUCAAGGACUGCUGGCUGAAACAUUCUGGUUUAGCGCAGCUGUGCGAGACGAUCGAGGAAUGCUGGGACCACGACGCAGAAGCCCGUCUAUCGGCAGGGUGCGUGGAGGAACGCAUCUCCCAGGUCCGAAGAUUGACGCACGGCACUACCUCGGAUUGCCUGGUUUCCAUGGUGACUUCUGUCACCAAUGUGGACUUGCCACCCAAAGAGUCCAGUAUCUGAAUCCCGGUCAAACCCUCAUUUUUCCAGACUCGGUGGAUUUCAGAAAACCGGGGAAAAAACAAACAUGAUUGCAGCUGCUAUUUUUUUUUUAUUAAUUGUUGUUGUUGUAUUAUUAUUAUUAUUAUUAUUAUUAUUAUUAUUAUUAUUGGUGUUGUUAUUGUUGUUGUUAUUAUUAUUUUGGAUCCGAUCAAUAUUACCAGCACACUUCUCUACUGUAUUUUUUUUGAGAGACAAAAAAAACAAACAUAUGCGGUCAUCUCAAACACAUUCAGGUGCGACCAAUGAAUGCUGAAAAAGGUGCAGGUACCUCAAAUAUUUCAUUUGUCACUUUUUUUGAUUUAUUUUAAUUUUUUGUAUUUUUUUGUUUUUGGAAGUUUUUUUAUUUGGUCUUCUAGACAGGGGACCGUCUGACAAACGAAAAAUGAAACCAUCUACCAUCUCAGACAAUUACAAUGCUGCAAAACCUUGGAGGAAACUGAAAAGACUGUUAGACAAUUUUACACCUUCAAGGGACUACUCAUUUCUUUUACGUGUGUGUGUGUGUGUGUGUGUGUUUUAUGAAAGCGAGUGCUCAACAAAAUAACGGUAAACGUGUCUUUUAUGGAACUAACGGGUGUCAUAGUAACAGAAAAAAGGCAAAAGACAAACUUUUUUUUUUUU
Messenger RNA from Acipenser ruthenus (sterlet), 2703 nucleotides. RefSeq names its product activin receptor type-2B-like. NCBI's taxonomy places the organism in Eukaryota, Metazoa, Chordata, Actinopteri, Acipenseriformes, Acipenseridae. The record is from RefSeq and is a predicted model, not a curated record. Bases 505 to 2043 code for a protein of 512 amino acids. Gene Ontology annotation, molecular function: activin binding; activin receptor activity; ATP binding. Gene Ontology annotation, biological process: protein phosphorylation; cellular response to growth factor stimulus; activin receptor signaling pathway. Gene Ontology annotation, cellular component: plasma membrane; activin receptor complex. The transcript has 11 exons.